UUCUUUUUUUUUCUCGCUCUCUCUCCAAAAUAUUGUCCAUAAUAAAAGUUGAAAGCAGUUUAACUGCUUCUUUAGUCUGGGGAACCGUAUUUUUUUUUUUUUUUCAUCACUGGGGCAGGAAAGUACAAAGAAAUUCUUGACACAUGUUGCAUCCUUUAGACGAUAGGAUGGGUCAAACUGUUCCAAGCAUUCAUCCUGACCAUAUGCUUGACAUGCUGGCCGUGUUUUGUAUUAGUUUGUUUAGUUUAAUAUUUUAGUUUCUCAAUCUGCUCUUUGUUUAUAUUCCCUUUGUUGGCUGAUUGAAAAGAGAGGAGCCCCUCGACCUGGAAACCACCAGAGAAGUAAGUGGAUUGAAGACGGCAGAGAGCAAGUGAGGGAGUCACAGUUGGGGGAGGGGGGGGGGGCGGUGGUAGACAGAAGGGUUUAAGAGCUAAUCCAACACCCGGUCAAUCCCAAAGUAGCUUUAUCUUUCGGCCAGGGAGACUCAGACAGAACAGUGACAGGAUUGUCGCUUUCCUCGCAUGUUUUUCAAACGUGGAGUCACCCCCCCCCCCCUGCCAAUUUUUUUUUCUUCUUCUUCUCAAAAGUGCCGGCCUUCCCGGGGUGAAGCAGUUCCGGGAAAGAGAGGACAAAGCGACUUGGUGACAAGGAUGGCGCCGCGCACGGAUAAACCUCUUCAGAUGAUGCAUGACGCCGGCCGGCCCACCCUGCUGGAUGCGGAAUGACUCGCCCCAAAUUUCUCUCGGGAAGUGAAGAUCUUUUGAAAACAAAAGGACCCUCUGCCAGUAAGCGACGUGACCUUGGGCGACGGUGCCGCGCGUUGAGGAUGACUUUGCUCGAAACCCGCAUUGUGGAAUAAAUGGUGGAGAAAAUCUGGCAUUCCGAAGUAACCCAUUAAGCGGACUCGAGGGGGGCUUCUGUAUCGAACAUUCCAGAGAAAUUUACAGCUAUGAGUCUCGGAAAACUUCCUCGGAUCAAGAGCCUGGUGUCCGGCUCCCAGGAGAGACGUCGCUUCAAGAGCGACCUCUCCGUGGACAUGAUCAGCCCGCCGCUGGGCGACUUCCGACACACGAUGCACGUCGGCCGCGGCGGGGACGUGUUUGGCGACACGUCUUUUCUGAGCAACUACGGAGGAGGCGCCAGAGAGCCGGGCAGCCCCGACUCAUCGAACAGCUCCAAAUCGACGGGAUUCUUCACACGCACCUUCAGGCACAUAAGGAAGAAUUCCGGCCCACGGGGGGAACUGCGGGACUGUUCAUCGCCGCCGCCGGACAUCUCGCCCAUCAUCAAGAAUGCCAUGUCCCUGCCUCAACUCAACGUGGAUUCUCCCAAUGGGUGCCUGCAGAGGCUCCCGAAUUCCAUCAGCUCAACAGACGGCGCCAUCUGCACAUAUGGUAUCCAAUCUGGAUUUGUCACUUUGCCACGCUACUCUCGCCUCGACAGACCGUUUCUCGACGGAGAACUCCGAGUGUCUGUGCGACAAAGAAACGGCAAAGCCUUGACCCGGUCGGACUCCCUCACCUCCUUCACGUUGGACCUGGGCCCCUCCCUGAUGACCGAAGUUCUGGGCUUGUUUGACAACCCCGGCUACCUCCAGGGGGCCGCAACUGAGGAGAAAGACAAAAAUGUCGCCCAGGAGGCGGAGGAGGAUGACAGAUCCCUAACGGAGACAUUCGGGGACCCAGCCGGGAGUUCCACCAACUCCUCGGUGCGCAGCAGGUCGUCGAGAAGGAACGGGAACAGUCGGGAGCGCUCGUGUAGCAGUAGCGGGACGGAGGAGGACAGGAGGUCAGUCGCCACAUCCUCCAAAUCUCCUCCGAGGUCUCCCCCCAAGCGAGAAGCCGCCAUGGAGUCGGAGAGCUUCCGGAGGGCAGCCGAUGUGUUGUCUCGACAUUACGGCGGAGGCGCCGUCACAAGGCUCAGUCCUCCUCUUUCCAAAACGCCUUACACGUUUUCUGAAGAGGAAGAGGAAAUCAAAGUUUAAAAGAGGUUUAUCCACUCUGCAAUAAUCUUGCUUCCGCCAUUUUAUACAACAGAUUAUUAUUAUUGUAAUAGUUACAUCAUAGGGCGGCCCGGUAGUCCAGUGGUUAGCACGUCA
This is a messenger RNA of Hippocampus zosterae (dwarf seahorse), 2098 nucleotides long. It is a transcript of the gene cdc42ep1b, whose product is annotated as CDC42 effector protein (Rho GTPase binding) 1b. The coding region runs from base 950 to 1984 and encodes 344 amino acids. The record is from RefSeq and is a predicted model, not a curated record. Lineage: Eukaryota; Metazoa; Chordata; Actinopteri; Syngnathiformes; Syngnathidae. The transcript is spliced from 3 exons.